Molecule: messenger RNA, 971 nt
Organism: Paramecium octaurelia
Lineage: Eukaryota; Ciliophora; Oligohymenophorea; Peniculida; Parameciidae
Source: the annotation of a GenBank genome assembly
AUGUGGGAUAGCAGAUAAAAGAACAAUCAAGAUCUAUUGGUUGUGAAUGAGUUGUCAGAGUAUUCUUCUGUUUCCCUAAAGAAAACUUUGUUAUCAGGUUCUUAGAAUCAAAUUGAAAUGAUGCCAUUAAAGCCAAAGCCGGUUCAGAUUGUUCCUUUGAGUGAAGAAUACGCUUAUACAAUGACUUAGCAUAUCCAAUUGAUAGGAGAUUUAGCAGCAACUGAUAAAACAGCAGUUUGCACUCAAAAUUGGAAAGACGUAAUUAAUGUUAAUAGUUGAUAGACUGUUCGUAAACAAUUCAAUACUUAGACUAUAACUCAAUUUAAAACAUCAUACUAAAUUAAUAGAGAAAUAUAAUUGCUAACUUAAAUAAAAAGGACUUAUGUUAAUUUGAUGCCAAUAAUUGAUCCACAAAGUUCUUUCCUCUCGUAUUGGAAAAUCCCUGUAUUGAUAAUCACAUUUGUAGUAUUCAUAGAAGUCCCACUAAUAAUAUUUUUCGGAGAUGACUUCUAUUAUACGUUCCAUAGUCCAACAUAUAUAUUCUUUAGAAGUGUAGUGAUUGUACUAAUAUUAACAUAAACAUCAUAUAGCUGAUAUUCAUGAUGGAUAUCUUCAUAGAAUUUCAUGUGGCAUUUUAUAAAUACGGAGCCUUAGUAAAAAAUAGACGUAGAGUGGCUUUACAUUAUUUGAUGGGUUCAUUUACAUUUGAUUUUGUACCAUUAAUUGAAAUUUUGAUUACUACAUUUUCCUACACAAUGGCGAAUGUCUACACAUUCCAUUUACUAUUCCUAUUGAAAAUGUACCCAGUUUACGAAAUCGAUUAACGAUAUCAAGAUAAAUUGUAAGUGUAUCCAAAAUGGAAAAGUAUAUAUAUGAUAGUGAGAAUGAUAAUUGAGAUNUGUAAUUUUAACAAGUUUUUGUUUUGGAAAUUACACUUAACUUACCGCUUAUUUAAUUAAUUUCCCCAUUGA